AUGGGGUGCGAAUACAGAAUGGGACCAGCGGGAUGUGACUGGCCUCAAGCACACAAUCUCAAUGUGUUUUCUUUGGCAGCUUGGGCGCUAGUGGAUCUUAGGAUGGAGGACUCUGUAGAGGUUUACAUGGAUGAGUCUGCAGAGAUCCCCUGCCUGUACGCCUUCACUGAGAAGCCCAUGAUGGUCAUGGUCCAGUGGUUUGUGCGGGAACAUGAAGGUCACCGGGUCAGGAUCUCCUACAGCGACCUGACCAUGCAGAAGGUGGACGAGAACACGAGCUACAGCAAUCGUAUCAGUGUGCGAUCAAACAGUGAUGGAGAAACUCUGACCAUUCAGGACGUUAAGCUGUCUGAUGAAAGAGAGUUUUUCUGUCAGGUCAGUGGUUUGGCAGCAGGCAAUGGAGAGGGCAGGACUCUCUUGAAGGUUUUUGACCCCCCAGAGCCUCCUGUCAUUGACGGUGUCCUCUCUGGAGUUUCUGUGUCCGGUGACUCCCCAGCUAAGAUUGCAUCUUGUGAGACCAGAGAAGGCUUUCCCAAGCCAAAUAUCACAUGGUACCGUGAUCACAUCCUCAUCCACCCUAUUAAUGGCUUGGCGAACGUGGUAACGCUAGUGACGAAGGAAUCCAGUGGUCUAUAUACAGUGCAGAGUGAAUUGCAUUAUAAGGUGACCAAGGAAGACAAAGACGCCCACUUUUCCUGUGAAGUCAGCUAUUUUGUCCCAGGAGCUGUCAGGACAUCCGAGUCCAAAGGCAUCAAUAUUACAGUUCAUUACCCCACGACCAGCGUGGAGAUAUGGAAAGAAUCGCCCGAGGGCUUGGUCAAAGAGGGGGACACAGUGGAGAUCCGUUGUCAAGGCGAUGGGAACCCCCCAGCACCCAUCAUUUUCAACCAAGAACAAUCAGAUGUGGAGCUGGAUUCCUCUCAGGGGUUGCUGGUUCUGAAGGAAGUGUCUCGUGCAGAUAGCGGUGUGUAUGAAUGUCACUCUCUGGAUGUGGAUGCUGUGAACCAUGAUGAGGUGUUAGACACCCUACAGCUCUCUGUGCACUAUCUGGACCCAGCUGUGGUGGUGCCCAAAGACUCUGAGGUCAUGCUGAAAGGAGAGAGUCUGACAGCCACCUGCAAUGCCCUGUCGUCUUUAGAGACGUCUACUGUGUGGUUUAAGGAUGGGAUUGAGGUUGGAAGGGGACACUUAAUCCAGCUGCAGGAUGCCACGUUUGACACAUCUGGACAGUAUGACUGUGAGGUGACUGUACCGUCUCUUCCAGGCCUGCUGACUAGCGGUUCUGUCCAUAUUAUCGUACAGGGCGCCCCUCAGAUGAAGGAUGCGGAGAGGGAGAUUGAGCUGACGGAGAAAGUCGGGGGUUGGGUGAAUUUGAGCUGUGAGGUGGGAGGUUACCCUAGACCCGCCAUCACCUGGAGCAUCACUGGCAGUCAGUCUCAGAGCUGGCGUGAGGUGGUUAAAAGAGAGACGGAGGAUCAAGUCCACAGCGUUGUGAUGCUUAAAGUUACCACUGACAUGGUUGCUGUCUGCAAUUCAACAAAUGACUUUGGAAUAGAGACCAAGACUUACAGCAUCAGGAGCAGUACGUGUUAA
Molecule: messenger RNA, 1593 nt
Organism: Sinocyclocheilus grahami
Lineage: Eukaryota; Metazoa; Chordata; Actinopteri; Cypriniformes; Cyprinidae
Gene: mcama
Product: melanoma cell adhesion molecule a
Exons: 12
Coding region: 1-1593 (530 amino acids)
Cellular component (GO): plasma membrane
Molecular function (GO): laminin receptor activity
Source: RefSeq, a predicted model, not a curated record